Molecule: messenger RNA, 1689 nt
Organism: Plenodomus lingam JN3
Lineage: Eukaryota; Fungi; Ascomycota; Dothideomycetes; Pleosporales; Leptosphaeriaceae
Source: RefSeq, a predicted model, not a curated record
AUGUACGGCAGCCAGCUAAGCCAUUCGCCCGACUCGUCGUCUUCCUCCGUAGACGAGGCAGACAACACGGCCGACGAAGAAGACUCGGAAGACUACUGCAAGGGCGGCUAUCACCCUGUCCAGGUCGGCGAAGAAUACAAGGAUGGCAAGUACACGAUUGUGCGCAAACUAGGUUGGGGCCACUUCUCUACCGUCUGGCUCUCGCGCGACAACACCAACGGCAAGCAUGUCGCCCUCAAAGUCGUCCGCUCGGCCGCCCACUACACCGAGACCGCCCUCGACGAAAUCAAGCUGCUCAAAAAGGUCGUCGAGGCCAACGUCAACCACCCCGGCCGUAAACACGUCGUCAGCCUGCUCGACUCCUUCAAUCACAAAGGGCCCAAUGGCGUCCACGUCUGCAUGGUCUUUGAAGUUCUGGGUGAGAACCUGCUGGGGCUCAUCAAGCGCUGGAACCACCGGGGCAUCCCGAUGCCGCUGGUCAAGCAAAUCACAAAGCAGGUCCUCUUGGGCCUCGACUACCUCCACCGCGAAUGCGGCAUCAUCCACACCGACCUGAAGCCCGAAAACGUCCUCAUCGAGAUUGGCGACGUCGAGCAGAUUGUCAAGACCCAUGUCAAGGAUGAGCCCAAGAAAAAGGACAGUGACGACAGCGGUCGCAACGGCAGGCGGAGACGGAGGACCCUCAUCACAGGCAGCCAGCCGCUUCCGAGCCCGCUCAAUGCCAGCUUCAACCACGCAGACAUCAACAGCUUCCCAGGUAUGGGAAGCACCUCGAGUCUCAACAAGAUUGUCAAUCAAGGCACAGGUAAAGAUUCCCCCACGAGUACUCCGACUCCCACCACUUCUCAAGACGGCCUUGUAAUGAGUGGUGCUCUAGCAACUUCCUCCUCGGCAUCCUCCUCCAACCCCGCCUCGAACCUCUCCAUGGCAGAACGGCUUGGCUUGAAAGCCAAUGCAAGCGAAGACGACGUGCAGAAACAGCGGGAAAAGACGGCCGACCUCCUCACAAAAGAAGUAUCAGGCAUCAACCUGGACCAACCCACGAGUGCACCUGCCAAAUCAGAACUCGAAGAAUCGACAGACAAGGCGUUUGAGACGAUAUCCGUCAAGAUUGCGGAUCUCGGUAAUGCAUGCUGGGUCGGCCAUCACUUCACAAACGACAUUCAAACACGGCAGUAUAGGUCGCCAGAAGUCAUACUGGGCAGCAAAUGGGGUGCCAGUACCGAUGUCUGGAGUAUGGCUGCGAUGACCUUUGAACUCAUCACAGGCGAUUACCUCUUCGAUCCCCAAUCCGGCACCAAAUACGGCAAAGACGAUGACCACAUUGCACAAAUCAUCGAACUCCUCGGCACCUUUCCGAAAUCCCUCUGCCUAUCCGGAAAAUGGAGCCAAGAAAUCUUCAACCGCAAGGGCGAACUGCGCAACAUUCACCGCUUGCGACACUGGGCGCUCCCCGAUGUCCUGCACGAAAAAUACCACUUUCCGGCCGAAGAGAGCAAAAAGGUGGCAGACUUUUUGCUUCCCAUGCUGGAGUUGCUUCCUGUCGACCGGGCGAAUGCAGGGGGCAUGGCGGGACAUGAAUGGUUGAAGGAUACCAAGGGUAUGGAGAAUGUGGAUUUGGGCAUUCCGGUGGGGAGUAAAGGCGAGGGAAUCGAGGGCUGGGCUACCGAGGUGAAGAAGACGAGGUAG